AUGUAUGUGCACAGUCCAAGGAAUGACGCGGUCCGUUACUAUCGUCGAAAAACUGACGCGCUUUUUGGCGGUCCGAACGCGCCGGUCACGGUCACUACGCGACGUCAAAAACGCAUCAAAAAUGGUCAUGGACGAUCAAUCAUGUCGGCGUUCAAGUCUCGACUGGGCGUGUCGGAGGUGACUGACAACAAGAGCAACCUGGGCCGCGCUCUGGUGGCUGAGAUGGUCGGCAACUUUGUGCUCAACUUCUUCGGCUGCCUGUCAGUGCUCGACCUCAACCAGGCGGCCAACUCCAAUGCGGCGCCCAACAUUGUUGUCAUCGCCCUCUCCUUUGGGCUGGCCAUCAUGGCUUGUGUGCAGUCAUUGGGUCACGUGAGUGGUGCACACAUCAAUCCAGCUGUGACGUUUGGCUUCAUGGUGACUGGAAAAGUGACUAUUAUCAGAGCACUGCUUUACAUCGUCGCACAAUGCCUUGGAGCCAUCGGUGGAUCUGCUGCACUCAAGUCUAUAAAUGGAAUAAAUAGAAACAGGAAUGAAUCUUCACAAUUGCUGAAAAAGGUGGAUAAAUAG
Molecule: messenger RNA, 570 nt
Organism: Nilaparvata lugens (brown planthopper)
Lineage: Eukaryota; Metazoa; Arthropoda; Insecta; Hemiptera; Delphacidae
Product: aquaporin-2-like
Exons: 4
Coding region: 1-570 (189 amino acids)
Biological process (GO): transmembrane transport
Cellular component (GO): plasma membrane
Molecular function (GO): water channel activity
Source: RefSeq, a predicted model, not a curated record